CUCUUUCUCUGUGUUUGGUUUUUAGGACCCUCCCUUUCUCUCUCUUCUCCAAUCCCUUUUCUCUCCCCUCCCUCCAUCCUCUUUGUCAGAGCUGUGCACUCCAGCACACAGACAACUUCCCAACAAGAGCAGACCGUAUCAGAUUGCCUCUAAUGCACUGAAAUUCUCCCACUCCUCCCUCUGAAGAGCUCCGGAUCAGGUGAACAUAAGUACAACUUUGCUGUUCUGCUGAGUAAGUGGCCAUGCUGUAAUGACUUGUACCCAGUAACCAGGUGCAUAAAGGCGGUGCUUGCACCAUGAGUUAAUCACUCUGAAACUGUGACUUCUUCUUCCGAUAAACAUUUUCAAUCUGGUUUAACCUGUGAAAAUGCACCUAUGUGAGAAUAUGUGGAGAUGGCCAUACAGCGGGGCAGUAGGAACGAUGCUGCUGCUGCUGCUGCUGCUGGGAAGCAUCUCGGCCCAGGGCGAUUCUGCACAGCUCAGCUGUCCAGGUGCCGAAGUCACUCAGAACAUCACCCAACCUCAGUACAACGGCGUAUUAAACAAGAACACCGAUGUGGUGUCUUUGGUGUCAUUCGUCCACUCCUUUCUUUACACGGUCCAGCCUAACCCUUUUCCUGAACGCUUAUUUCUGGAAAUAAUCAAGGAUCCUCAGCAGGUCUGGUCAAACAAAGAGCUGAUGACUGAAAUCCUCACGUAUGAAGUGGGUUUCCUAGUGUGCAUCGCCAUUGGCAUCUUGUACAUUGUCCUGAUGCCCAUAAUUGGUUUCUUCGUGGCUUGCUGUCGCUGCUGUGGCAACUGUGGGGGGAAGAUGUACCAGAAGCAGACAUCCUCCACCAACUCUCUCAGAAGAACUCUCUGCUUCAGCCUAUUUGCAAUCACAAUCAUUAUCCUUGCUGGUAACAUUUGCAUGUUCAGAAGCAACGAAGAUCUUAAAGAGAGUGUGAACCAGAGUCCGUUGCAGCUUAGCAAUGCAUUAGGUGACAUGCACAGCUUCCUGGUGUCUGUGCCACAACAAGUGGAUAAUGUGGUGAAUGAGAGCUACAGAACUGUGGAGGAGAUCACCAGGAACUUAGACGACAUCGGACGCCAGUUGGGGGAGAAAAUCCAGCAGCGCUUUAGAGGAACUCUUGACCCAGCUCUGCAGUCGGUCAAACUUCUACACAAUGAUUGUUUGACCACCAAUGACCAACUUGACAAGUUGAACUCAUCACUAGCCCAACUGCAGUCCAGCAUAGACCGUACUCAGGCCAACAUCACCGUUGUCAGAAAUCGGCUUACUCAGACGCUGUCCAGACCAGAAUGCAAAGGAUGUCACAACCUAACAGCAGACAUGAAGAAACUAACGCUAAACAUCACCAUUUCUACUGCCAGCCUGAAUAAGUUUCAGUCUGCAGUGAAUGAAGUCAUUAAAGCUGAUCUACUGUCUGAAAUAAUUGAGGCGGAGAAGUUUUUCAACACCAUUCCUGAGACGGUGACCAAUGAAACUGAGACUUUAGUUAAAACCAGCAAAGACCAGCUGAGCAGCAUAAAAAAACAGGUUAUGCCGAUUACCCAGGACCUCCCCCUUUCAGCUUUGGAUGAUGCGUCAAAGACUAUAAUCCAGCUCCAGAGUGACAUUAACGCGUACUUCCCUGAAGAGAAAGCAUUAGAGAAUAUUAGAUGGAGUGUGUGUUUGGCCCUGUGCUUUGUGAUCCUCCUGGUGGUGGUCUGCAACAUCCUGGGUCUGAUUGUAGGCCCUCUGGGUCUCUCUCCCAAGGUGAACCCCACCAACCGCUCCAUGACCUCAAACUGUGGAGGCAUCUUCCUCAUGAUGAGCGCAGGGUUCAGCUUCCUGUUUUCCUGGCUGUUCAUGAUACUGGUGCUGGUGUUCUUCCUACUGGGUGGAAACACGUACACGCUGAUUUGUCGACCAUGGGACAAUGGCCAGCUGCUGCAGUUCAUUGAUACUCCAGGUUUAUUCCCAAACUUCGAAUUAGGCUCCACUUUUGGACUGAAGAGCAAACUCAACUUGUCCACUGUCUACAGAGACUGUCAGAAAAACCAACCUUUGUGGACGACGUUUCACUUGUAUGAACUUAUAGAUCUUGGAAGCGCACUCAAUGUGUCUACAUACACAGCCCAGAUCGACAAGGAGUUUGAGAAUACAAAUAUCACUCUGUCUUCAGUCAAUAUCCUGAGCCCUGACAUGAUAAAGAAACUUGAAAACACCUCUUCCAAAGCUACAGAUUUCAACAUUACGGCUAUCACGCAGCAGAUGGAUGACAUUUUAAGAAUCAAUUUGAAUACAACAGCGGAAAAAGUUGAUAACUUGAGUCUUCAACAACCGACCAGAAUUAAAGAUGAACUUCAAACUGAGACUCUGAAACUGAGGCAAAUUCAAGCCGACAUAGAGAUGACCAUCUUUCCUCAAGUGAUAAACCUCAAAUCAUCCAUCAGGAACCUUCAGUCCUCUUCAGAAAAAAUCAGCAGAACAGUGGGGGAGGUGCUGAGGAGCACUAAAGCAGCACAAGACUUUCUCAACACAAAUACAACACAGAUUGUAAAGACCGAAAGUGGGAGGGCCAUGGAUUACUUAUUAUGGGUGUGUGGAGUGGAAACAGUGUGUUUGUUGGUUCCAUAUCCGCAGACCAUUUGGUGUGCUGCUGAAUUUAUCUUGAGUUAUCCACUUAUGUUGUAGCAAAGCACUAUUUAUGUAGAUUUUGUUCCUAACAGUAUACAUUUGAGCACUUUGGAAUUUAGAAGUGUCUUUUGCACAGUUGCAGUAAAAUCAGGAUGGAUGAGAUACUUUUUGCCUUCAAGUGACCAUCUUCUUUUUUAUUUUUCCUCACCUUUUGAUUGCCUGACCAUCUCGGGCUGAAAGUUAAAUGCUCAAACUACAGCCUGUUAGUGACCUCAAGUGGUCAAAUACCAUUUUGGUUCACCUGGUCUGGCAUUCUGUGGUUAGUGACAUCAUUAUGGAGUCAUCACUGCAACAAUUAUUUAUACAUGUUUACAUUUCUGGACAUAAUCAUGCCUCAGAAUAGUUCCAAUAUGUUUAAAAUGGCAUUUGACUGGCUAAGCUAGAGAUCAAAUUGUAUAUGUUAUGCACAGAAAGGCAGUUAUUUACUAAAUGCUGCAUAAUUAAUAUGCCAUCAUAUAUGAUGGUGGUGUAAAUGUCCAGAAGUGUAAUGUAGUUCAAAUCAAUCUCAGACCUAAAGUGGAACCAAAUCUGGAUCAGUCUAAGAACAGAUUAACAUUUAUUGAAACCUUUGCCUUUGUUUAUUGUUCAUGAUACACCCUUUAAUCCAACAUUUGUGUAGCGCUUCAAAUUACUACUUAAAUCAUUUUUUUGCAACUUUUAAAUGAAGAGCUUCAUGUUGAAUUUGUCAUAUUUAACCCCACAGGUACUUUUAAUUUCUGAACAAAAGUCAAAUCAGUCCUGUCGCUGAAAAAAAAGGGGCCAUCUCACAGAUUUUUAUUAGAAUUCAUGUUAUUUCUGUAUUUUGGACAAGUAAAAUUCAUGGAGUCUAACCAAUUUUUUUUUUCCCCCCAAAUCCUAGGAAAGUAGGAGGUUUCUAAAUUGCCAGCUGGAUUACGUCAGUGCUUAUACUGACUGGGCCAAGACUAUGGUAAAAGAAACUCUUCAGAUC
Messenger RNA from Poecilia latipinna (sailfin molly), 3632 nucleotides. RefSeq names its product prominin 2 (gene prom2). Gene Ontology annotation, molecular function: cholesterol binding. Lineage: Eukaryota; Metazoa; Chordata; Actinopteri; Cyprinodontiformes; Poeciliidae. The record is from RefSeq and is a predicted model, not a curated record. The coding region runs from base 368 to 2680 and encodes 770 amino acids. The transcript is spliced from 22 exons. Gene Ontology annotation, cellular component: prominosome; microvillus; apical plasma membrane.